Messenger RNA from Plutella xylostella (diamondback moth), 2598 nucleotides. RefSeq names its product acetylcholinesterase type 1 (gene ace1). The record is from RefSeq and is a predicted model, not a curated record. Gene Ontology annotation, molecular function: acetylcholinesterase activity. Gene Ontology annotation, cellular component: plasma membrane. NCBI's taxonomy places the organism in Eukaryota, Metazoa, Arthropoda, Insecta, Lepidoptera, Plutellidae. Gene Ontology annotation, biological process: choline metabolic process; acetylcholine catabolic process.
CGGGGCGCUGGGCCCGGCCGGGCAGUCUGCCGACGUCCGCUGCUGUCUCUGCACGCUGCUCCGCGAGUGACUCACAUCAAGCACUGCAAACUCACUGACACUUCGACCUUCAGUUUCACUGUGAACGAGACCUCAAUUAAAGGUGGUGUGGAGGAGGAUGUGAAGUGGGCUGUCCGUCUGCGCUGCGCCGCGCUUGGACAUGACGAGUCGGAGAUAGUGCCAGGUGCCCGGUGGUGGUCGGUGGGCGGCAUGCGCGCGCUGCUGGCGGUGCUGUGCGCGGCGGCGGCGGCGGCGGGCGCGAGCGCCGGGGCCCACGAGCACCGCGCGCGCCACCACGCGCCCGAGCACGCCUACCCGCCGCCGCCCUACCGCGGCCACGGCGAGGCCGUGCGCUACAACCCCGAGCUGGACACCAUCCUGCCGCGCCUCGACCACGAGACCUCCUCCCGCCGCGCCAAGUACGCCGACAAGCACGACGACUACCGCGCCCGCGAGCGCCUCGACGCGCCGCAGGCCGACCAGCCCGCGCUCGGGCCCGACGACGACGACCCGCUCGUCGUGCGCACGCGCAAGGGACGCGUGCGCGGCAUCACGCUCACCGCCGCCACCGGCAAGAAGGUCGACGCGUGGUUCGGCAUCCCCUACGCGCAGAAACCCAUCGGCGACCUGCGCUUCCGCCACCCGAGACCCGUCGAGAACUGGGGCGAUGAGAUCCUCAACGCGACCACGCUGCCGCACUCGUGCGUCCAAAUAAUAGACACCGUGUUCGGAGACUUCCCCGGGGCCAUGAUGUGGAACCCCAACACGGACAUGCAGGAGGACUGCCUCUACAUCAACAUCGUGACCCCGCGGCCGAGGCCCAAGAAUGCGGCGGUCAUGCUGUGGGUGUUCGGCGGCGGGUUUUACUCCGGCACGGCCACGCUAGAUGUUUAUGACCCUAAAAUAUUGGUGUCUGAAGAGAAAAUUGUGUAUGUGUCUAUGCAGUACAGAGUUGCUUCUCUAGGUUUUCUAUUUUUUGACACUCCCGAUGUCCCUGGAAACGCAGGUUUAUUUGAUCAAUUGAUGGCGUUGCAGUGGGUAAAAGACAAUAUACAAUACUUUGGCGGAAACCCUCACAAUGUCACAUUGUUUGGAGAAUCGGCCGGUGCAGUUUCCGUGUCAUUACAUUUACUGUCUCCGCUGUCAAGAAACAUGUUUUCUCAAGCUAUUAUGCAAUCUGGAGCCGCAUCUGCACCUUGGGCCAUCAUUUCCAGAGAGGAGAGUGUGAUAAGGGGCAUCCGCCUGGCCGAGGCCGUCCACUGCCCGCACUCCAAGACUGACAUGGGUCCUAUGAUCGAGUGUCUGCGUAAAAAGAGUGCCGAUGAAUUAGUAAAUAAUGAGUGGGGGACGCUCGGCAUUUGUGAAUUUCCAUUCGUUCCAAUAAUAGACGGGUCGUUUUUAGAUGAAAUGCCGAUACGAUCGCUCGCCCACCAGAAUUUUAAAAAGACUAAUAUCCUAAUGGGUUCAAACACUGAGGAAGGUUAUUAUUUCAUACUUUAUUACCUCACUGAGCUUUUCCCGAAAGAAGAAAAUGUUGGUAUUUCGAGGGAACAGUACCUGCAAGCGGUCAGAGAACUGAAUCCGUAUGUGAAUGAUGUUGCCAGACAAGCUAUUGUGUUCGAAUACACUGAUUGGUUGAAUCCUGACGAUCCAAUAAGAAAUCGCAAUGCCUUGGAUAAGAUGGUGGGCGACUACCACUUUACCUGCGGAGUGAACGAGUUCGCGCAUCGCUACGCCGAGACGGGGAACAACGUGUACACUUAUUACUACAAACACCGGAGCAAGAACAACCCCUGGCCGUCCUGGACCGGGGUCAUGCACGCUGACGAAAUAAACUACGUGUUCGGUGAACCCUUGAACCCUGGAAAGAAUUACUCACCCGAAGAAGUGGAGUUUAGUAAAACCAUAAUGAGAUACUGGGCAAACUUCGCGAGAACUGGGAACCCGUCCCAGUCUCCGAACGGCGAGCUGACCAAAGUGCACUGGCCCGUGCACACAGCCUUCGGUCGCGAGUACCUGUCUCUGUCCGUCAACUCCAGCGGGACCGUCGGCCACGGGCUGCGCGUCAAGCAGUGCGCCUUCUGGCAGAAGUACCUGCCUCAGCUCAUCGCUGCUACUAGCAAACCUGAGCCCCCCAAGAACUGCACGAGCAGCGCCGGGGCGCCCCGCGCGUCGUACCACGUGCUCGGCUUGGCGGUCGUCGCAGCCGUUAGUUUCAGCCAAAAGACAAUCGUGAAACUUAUUAUAUGAACUUAACUUUACUAUUAGGCUAUUAGUAUAAACCUUAAAUGCCUCUCAUUUAUUUCAAUCUUUCUUUUAUUUGGAUUCAAGUUUGAAUCUCGCUUUUCCGGAUGUUUUCAUGUACAUGUUUACAUGUUCCGAUCUCAAAAUGUAGCUGCUCUCAACAUUUCUAGGGAAUCUCUAACGUUCCACUAACUGUUAAAUUGUUUUUAUAAUUAGACUUUAUCAUUGUUACAUGUUUUGUACAUUAUAGUUUUAAGCCACCUCAAGUGUUUUAAAUUGCGCUGAAUGUUCAUAAUUAAAAAUACUUCUACUAAA